This is a messenger RNA of Exaiptasia diaphana, 960 nucleotides long. RefSeq names its product proteasome adapter and scaffold protein ECM29. Lineage: Eukaryota; Metazoa; Cnidaria; Anthozoa; Actiniaria; Aiptasiidae. The transcript is spliced from 8 exons. The coding region runs from base 107 to 826 and encodes 239 amino acids. The record is from RefSeq and is a predicted model, not a curated record. Gene Ontology annotation, cellular component: nucleus; cytoplasm. Gene Ontology annotation, molecular function: molecular adaptor activity.
UCUCCUCACACAUAGAGUACCCUCCCUUAGCUGUGUCAUCUGCGAUGCCAUUGGUGAAAUAGGACGCAAUGGACCCUUGCCUUUACCAGACGGGCACUCCAAAGAAAUGGGAAUGGACGAAGACAAGACUGACAAUCCACCAACUUGCAAAAUGUUGGUGGUUGAUAAACUUCUUGACAGACUAACAAAUUCCAAGGAAAAUAAGGUCCAAGAAAGAUCUGCGCAUGCUCUAGGGUAUCUGUUAGUUGGCGAGCCUAAGUUUGCUCACCGACAAAAACUGAUUGACGGACUGUGCGAGGCUGCAAAGAUUCGUCAGGUCGAAUUACAAUUUACUAUCGGUGAAUCUCUUUCUUGUGCUGGCGCUGGAUAUCGUUCUCAGGCAGCUCGUGACCCCUGGACAGCACAGGCAAUGGAAGCUAGGGCCGAUGAGCCUGAUACUGACGUCAUGAAGGACUUGAUAGAGAUGAUAGUCACUAAGCACUCCAAGAAUCCUGUCCCACAUGCUCGGCAGGCCUCAUGUGUCUGGCUGCUCGCUCUCGUUAAAUAUUCGGGAAACCAUUCAGCCAUUCAGAACGAUUUGCGAAGAAUCCAGAUGACUUUCAUGAGCUUUUUGGCUGAGUCUGAUGAACUUACCCAAGAGGUGGCCUCCAAAGGYCUGGGUCUAGUAUACGAACUUGGAGGCGAAGAAAGACGAGAGGAACUGGUAUCAUUACUCGUUGAUACCUUGACAAGUGGAGGGAGACGGAAUAUGCAAGUCACUGAGGAGACGAAGGUGUUUGGCGAGGGUGAAUUAGGGAAAGCACCAGAGGGGUAUGGUACAGUAUGAUUAUCCAAGCGAUAUAUGAUGAUGAUGGCUGUAAGGAACACACCGCUGCCUUCCUCUUGUCUAUAGGUCAUUACAGAUAAUUGGAAUGCAGCGUAAUCCAGGGGACAAAAAAACUGGAUUCUAGUUCCCUAGAG